CCCACAUUUGUGCAGCAGCUCUUGGCUUCUUGUAAGCCGUAGAGAUACUUUGUAGUUAACGGACGAAGGAAUGGUAUGGUGAUUAUCGAAACCCUAAUCUGCCAAGGCGGAGUUCAUGAUCGUGGAAUCUUAUCUCCGUUGUAUUCGCUUCACAUGCAUUUGCUUCUUCGUUUCGGGAUUGGAAAAUUAAGCAAUUUUGACCAUUUCUCUUCAUCUUCGUGCUCUUCGUCUUCUUCCAGCCUUGGUUCACCAAAAGCAACUAGAGUGGUGAGUUGUCGGGAAAAUCAAAUGCUUUAAGUUUGAAAUGGUUUGGGCAAUUGGUUCGUCCAUGUCUCGAUGAGUCCGGCUGUUGCUGUUCCUGGUUUACUCUGAUUCUCUGGAGAACAAGAAGUGAAAUGAAGAGGAAUAUCUAAAUUUAGGAGCUUGGGUUGAGUUUGUCACCGGGGAGGCAAGAGCAGAUAUGGACUUGUGGAUUGCUAUUGCAGCUGCCAGUGCAGGAUAUGCAGUCAAACACUGGCAGAAUCUUUCGAGGGAUAGGCAAAGUUCGCCGGACUUUGAGUCCAAGUUUGUGAGACAAGAGUUAUCACCUGUCACGGGGCUUCUUCGUGACAAGAGUCAUCUCUUCGGCAGAUUGACGCAGGCAAAAAUGCAAGAUGGUGAUGUUUCCAUAGAAACAGAAUUACAAGUUGAGCAAAAUGCUUCAGCAACUGAUGUGGCUUCUGCUAGUGAGCUUGACAAUAAGAAACUAGAUAAUGUGGGCAAUCACGAUGACUGCAAUUUACUCUCUAUAUCAAGUUUUCCUGCUAAGUAUUUGAGCAAUGAAGACUUUCACAAGGCAUGGGAAGUUUUAGAUGGAAAUCCCAAUGUGUCCGAGAAAUCUGGCAAUUCUUUUCCUGAAACUUCUACGACAGAAGUAGGCACAUCUUACAGGUUUGCAAGGACUAGAAGUUCUCUAAGGAGUAUAUGGUCCAACAUGCAAUUCAUUAAACCUUUAACUUCCCUAGAAAGUUGUGUUAUGGCUCAAUUAUAUAAGGAACAUAUUGGAAUGAAAGAGUAUGUGCUUAGUUGUGUUCCCUCACUGUCUUCCCCAGCUGCUAGACCAUGUAUUGUGACAGAUGGAAGGAGAAUAAUCAGCAAAGCAAUGGAUGGUUCGCUUUCUUCGCACAUUGAAAUUGACGAAAAUAAGUUGAACAAGAAAAUCUGUUCAGUGGAGAAUACGACUGCCUCUAGGGUUCUUUCACUACCAAAUGCUGGGUCCAUGGAACCACUGAGGAGGAGACUUAAGGCAGGGAAAGGUCCCAAUGCAAAAUUGAACAGUUCUAGUAAACUGGUUGAUGGAAAACUUUUCCAUUCAUUAGCUGGAUCGUCCCAUGGUGAACUUAUUUUCUGCCUUGGGGUAUCUAUAGGCGUAAUAUCUUCUCUUAUAGCGAAUAAAAGGGAGGUAGACAGAUUGACUCACUUGUUAAAGCAGACUGAAAACUUGGUUCAAGAUCUGCAAGACGAACUUGAGAUGAAAGAUUCACUAACCGUGAAAGAGCUUUCCAGUGAGCAUUAUGAGCCACAUGACACGCUUAACGGUUCAUCUUCAUCUGAACAUAAUUUGGCUGGAUCAGUGAAAUUUGAUACAAAAGAAUUGCUUGAUCAGAAGGCAGAAGAUGAUUCAAAAUCUAUGAGUAAAAUUGAAGCAGAGCUUGAAGCUGAACUGGAAAGGUUGGAACUAACCAUGAAAUCAUCAAGUUUGGAGGGAAGACUGUCAAAUGUGGUUGAGCCUGACCCAGACUUCAUACCAGGCAUCACUGAGGGUGAAUUGGUACCUGAGAUGUUUGGUAAGCAAGGUUAUCCCCAACCUUGUGCGGACCAAGAUGGUAGUGGCACCUCCACCCCACACACAGCAAACUAUGUGGUUUCUCCCCACAAGUUAACCUUGCGUCUGCAUGAAGUCAUUCGAUUGAGGAUGGAAGAACGCAUCAAGGAGCUGGAGAAAGCACUUGAAACCAGCGAGAGGAAGCUUCACUUUAUGGAAUCAGAGCAUAAGAUGUUAUUGAGGGAUUUAUCAGAGGGCAAAUUAAGAUCAUCCUCUCAGAAAAUAAGUCCAAUUGUGAUGCAAGAACCGGACUCAUUAGACCAAGCUGUAGUUAUCAACCUGGCAGGGGAAGCUUUAGAUGCAUACCAUGAGGCUUAUGAUGAAUUUAUGAAGAUGAACGAGUCUGAGGAGGCUGACCGGCAAGAUACCCCCGCGGCAUUGUCUGAUCAAAAUGGUUACCAACCAGACCAUACAACCGGUAAUAGUAAAGCAUCGCCAGCUCUGUUUCCUGAUAACUUAACAAGCUCGUUGGAGGAACACAUUUCAUCUGGUGAUAUGCAUUUUAGUCGGGGGGAUGAAACUGGCGAUAGCGAUGAUGAGAUGGAAAGCCUGUUGAUAAAGCAGAUAGUGGAGAAAUCCAGGAAAAAUUCUUGUGUAGUUAGUGCAGAAAAUGGCAUUGUUUUCGUUGGACGAAGAUGAGCCCUUGUAUUAAACAAAACGAUUUUGCAAGGUAGAAGUAGUAGUGUGGUGAUUAAUACACACCCAAGUUGUUCUACGUAA
This is a messenger RNA of Diospyros lotus (date-plum), 2584 nucleotides long. RefSeq lists its product as uncharacterized. NCBI's taxonomy places the organism in Eukaryota, Viridiplantae, Streptophyta, Magnoliopsida, Ericales, Ebenaceae. The coding region runs from base 461 to 2503 and encodes 680 amino acids. The record is from RefSeq and is a predicted model, not a curated record. Gene Ontology annotation, biological process: asymmetric cell division. The transcript is spliced from 4 exons.